Messenger RNA from Penicillium argentinense, 540 nucleotides. RefSeq lists its product as uncharacterized. The transcript has 2 exons. The record is from RefSeq and is a predicted model, not a curated record. Lineage: Eukaryota; Fungi; Ascomycota; Eurotiomycetes; Eurotiales; Aspergillaceae. Bases 1 to 540 code for a protein of 179 amino acids.
AUGGCUUCAGACGACUCCUACAUGGCUUUUCUGAACAAGGCCAACGCUGACGUGGAUGCCGGUCGCAACGCGCCGGCGCAAGGGACCGACACCGCGCGGACGGAGACCGUGGACGCUACAACCCAGAUCCCGAAGCCCCUCCAGUCGGUCGAUUACUACUACAUUUCCGAAACGGACGAGCCGUUUGAGCCCGUUGCGCUGAUCUGGAAUGACGCGAAGCAGGGCAUUUGGCCCAGCCCAGACCAACUGUCUAGCCUCAUCUCGCCGAACACAGACCUUUCGCAGGCCAUCUCGACCCUCUCCCCGUCGUCAUUUGACCCCAAGAACCAAUAUUCCUCGGUGCUGCAUGCCGUGCGCUCCGCAGCCGUUGAGCGUGAUGAGAAUGCCGACCAGUCUGCCGUGGAAGUGAAAGUGUACAGAGUGGAGCUGAGCGGCACGAAGAUCGAGUAUUGGUUGCUCGCCUUGGAUGUCCCGGGGGCCGUAUUGUCGGACUGCGGGCCAAGUCGGUCGAGACCUAGGUUUGACAACAUAAGCAUUUGA